Messenger RNA from Nerophis lumbriciformis (worm pipefish), 1728 nucleotides. RefSeq lists its product as uncharacterized. The record is from RefSeq and is a predicted model, not a curated record. Lineage: Eukaryota; Metazoa; Chordata; Actinopteri; Syngnathiformes; Syngnathidae.
GUACGUCACAUAAUCUUCUCUUUCUACCCUCAGGAUCAUCGUCAACAUUAUCCAAGCUUAGGCCCGUUUGAUGGGCGCCACGGAAACAAACUCCCAGCAUCCAGGUAAGGGGUUUUCCUGGGCCAGUUAGAUCGACAGCUACAAAGCGUUCAUAGAAGGUGCAGUGAAGUCAUACCAAAUUGUGUUCAUUAAAUGUUUGUGCGUGCGUGCAAGUGACCCACCCUGACAUAAUGUUGACUAUUUCACGCUGAAGAUAACAUUCAGUUGGAACAAUAAGUCUUUUUUUGUUAUUGUAGUCCACAGCUCGCCUAAAAGUGAACAUGAUUCGGAUUACCUUUCUCUCACUUCCUCAACCCGUCUUUGCUAGAGUUUAUAGAUAAAGAAGUUGGUGUGAAAAGAUACGAUUGUGUGUGUUGUGACGACAUGGAGUAGGGGCAGCCUCUGUGUCUGCGUGUGAGCGUACGUGUUUAAGGGGAGUAUCCUCUGUUCUAAGAGCCAAGCCAUCCCCCUUGCAGACAUGCCAAUGAAUCACUGAACCUCACACACAUGCUACAGCUCAGACCGAAAGAAGGAGAAGUGAACCCAGCCAAGCUUUAAGAUGACCAUUGGCAAGAACUCCAGGAAAAAUUCAGUGCGAGGCUCAAUUCGAGCUCCCAAGUUCCUGGACAAAUCCGGUGGCUUCUAUGGUCGCCUGGAUGAGCCUGAAAGGGCGCCCCUGGAGGUGGAGUUUGUGGGUGAGAAUGUGAGCGAGUGGGAUGUGACGGAGGGUGGCGCAGAUGUUGUGCAUGUGAGCGAGACAGAUGAGGUGGAGGACAUGCGGGUGUUUCUACUGAUGGAAGACGAUGGCCAGACGCUACUGUGCACUGCACCCAGUCGGCGGAGCAGUGGCAGGUGGCAGAGGAGCUCCAGGAGGAGGCAUAAACAGGGAAGCUCUCAGGAGAAGUCACCCAAAGACAAGAGUCCCACCCACAUCCUGGAGGUGGCCAUGAAAGAGGAGACCCUGCCUGUGCACCUCGCGUGCCGGGAGGAUGCUGACGACCAGGUGCUGAUCCGAGACCAAAUGAGGAUGAAGAGGGAGCAAGAGGAAGGGAUGAAAGUGGUGAAGAAGAACGCGAUGAAAAUGUAUCGCAAGGCUUUGGACCGAGCUUUUCGCCGAGGCUGGGAGGCAUUCGUGGCCAACAUCUACAGCGUCACCGUCACGCCUGUCAACUCGUCUUCUUCGCCAUCAUCUAAGAAGAAACAUCAGCACAACUUGGUGUUGGCGGAGUUUCAGUAGUCGCUCUUCACAGUUUGGACCUUAAAUUCAAGAUGCAGUUUUCCCUGUCACUGUUAUUGAAGUGUGAGGCUUUUGAAAUGUUAAUUAUUUAUUUUAUUGAAUGUCUUUAUUCAUGCUCUAGCUACGUCAACUCCACUAUAAAGAGCUUUAUUGGGUUUAACGCUAUGAAAACACUAAACAUUGUUGAUAUUUUCCCAUUAUAAAGCAAUGACUGAUUAGUGGACUAUGGCUAUUUUCCACAUGGCCUUAAUUAGUGACAAUUGCAGCUACUAUAUGCUAAUUGUUAAUUGGGUGCAUGCAGGGGAGGCACCCAAAGAAUGUAUUUGUGUAUAAAAACGCAGAAAUUGUUUUGUAAAACACAUUUCUCUGGAUACUUGGGUCAAGUGUCUUGACCCAGAGUGGCAAACAUGGAAAUAAACAAGAAGGCUAUGUGUUUUUACUGGUCAAAGUUC